Molecule: messenger RNA, 1890 nt
Organism: Arvicola amphibius (Eurasian water vole)
Lineage: Eukaryota; Metazoa; Chordata; Mammalia; Rodentia; Cricetidae
Gene: Tprg1l
Product: tumor protein p63 regulated 1 like
Exons: 5
Coding region: 32-838 (268 amino acids)
Cellular component (GO): synaptic vesicle; cytoplasm
Source: RefSeq, a predicted model, not a curated record
GUCGGUGGGGCCGGCGGGUGGCGGCGGCGCGAUGCUGCAGCUGCGGGACACGGUGGACUCGGCGGGCACAAGCCCCACGGCGCUGCUGGCGGCCGGCGAGGAUGCGGGAGCGGGCCGGCCGGGGACGGGCACGCCGCUGCGCCAGACGCUGUGGCCGCUGAGCGUCCACGACCCGACACGCCGCGCCCGCGUCAAGGAGUACUUCGUGUUCCGGCCCGGCACCAUCGAGCAGGCGGUGGAGGAGAUCCGCGCCGUCGUGCGACCCGUGGAGGACGGCGAGAUCCAGGGGGUGUGGCUGCUGACCGAGGUGGACCACUGGAACAACGAGAAGGAGCGGCUGGUGCUGGUCACCGACCAGUCACUGCUCAUCUGCAAGUAUGACUUCAUCAGCCUUCAGUGCCAGCAGGUGGUCAGGGUGGCGCUCAGCGCGGUGGACACCAUCUCCUGUGGAGAGUUCCAGUUCCCUCCGAAGUCGCUCAACAAGCGAGAAGGCUUUGGGGUUCGCAUUCAGUGGGACAAGCAGAGCCGCCCUUCUUUCAUCAACAGAUGGAACCCCUGGUCCACAAAUAUGCCCUACGCCACCUUCAUAGAACACCCGAUGGCUGGCAUGGACGAGAAGACCGCGUCUCUGUGCCAUGUAAGCAGAUCCCAGGCCCGGGCCAGCCGUGAGUGUGAGCACUGGAGGUGCAGCCGUGAGUGUGAGCACUGGAGGUGCAGUGGGACCCCCAUCCCGCCGCAGGAUGCUCAAUCUAGAGGAGUUGGAAAGCUUCAAGGCUCUCCUGAUCCAAGCUGUCAAGAAAGCCCAGAAGGAAAGCCCACUGCCAGGACAGGCGAAUAGUGUGCUGGUGCUGGAGCGCCCACUCCUCAUCGAGACCUACGUGGGGCUCAUGUCCUUCAUUAACAACGAAGCCAAGCUGGGUUACUCCAUGACCAGGGGCAAAAUAGGCUUCUAGUCUUCGUGUCCCCAUGAAAACCAAAGUGGAGGGGACUCGGUGUGCCACCUCAAGCUACCCACAGCGGUUGGAGAGAAUGCAAGCAUGGUCCCUUUAGGUGCCUGAUAGAAUAGUCAAGCAAAUUGUAUAUAUUUAGUUGGAUAUUGGACACCUUGGCAACAUGAUAUACGAAGGCAGAAAUACUGGCUGUCCCUAUGCCACCGUGUUCCUUCUGUAACUCCACAUAAAUGUUUUCUCCAGUGUCCCUGCUGGGCUUGUUCUUCUUGCCCUGCCCCUCCAGCAUGCUGAGCAGAAUGUGGCCGCCCACUUCUGCUGAACACAAACUGUUGGACACUGGGCGGAGCAGAGUGACCCGUGCCUGCACUGCUAAUGCACUUGCAUUAUCUCCCCCGCCCUCCAAGUUUUGUAUUUUGAAAUUCAGCCCAUUUUUUAAAAGCUACAUACAAUAGCAGUCAGCAGACCAGUUACAAGAAAGACAGCCUACCUGGCCACUCCUAGCGAAACUGCCCUUCUGUGAAUAUGUUUGACCUGAAGUCACACUUUGCAAAUUAAUCCGGCUUGUGUUAAUACAGCAGUUUCCCUAGGCCCAGGGACAGUCGGUCUCAUGACAUAAUCCAGGCCCCUCUGGAAAUCGUGGGUUUUAUCAUCCUGUCUCUGUUUAAAAGGGACUGAGUGGUUUGGUUUAAAAAGUGCAUGUUUAUAAUAAACAGACCAGCCUGCAUCCCCCUGGCUCCAGGUGCCAUCAGCCCCACCGAGCUUUGCUGAGCUUCGCCAUGCCAGCCACACACGGUUUCCCCUGUGGCUCUAGCACCUGUCAGUACACUUGAUACCUCUGCCACAGCUUUAAGUUAACCAUGGAUGUGACCAGAAUGGCCUCAGAUGCAUCUGGUCUUUGUCCUCUGCUUUUGGUCUUGUAGUAAAGACGCUGAAAACCAAA